AACAUAUUUCACUUCCGCGUUCCGAAAAUCUAAUCAGAGGACAAAAUGGCGGAGAAGGGUGUUUACUUCAUGAAGACAUAGCACAUAUUUAUAGGAAUAUAUACUCUCUGCGGAUGAAUAUUUUUAAAAACCUACAUGAUGCGCAAUUAUAACGUGAUUUUACAUUGUAUACAGACCAAUGAUGGAGGUUUCAGGUAAAAGAAAAGAUCAAAAUAUUUUAUCGGCAUCUCGAGGAUCCGCUGAGGACUUUGUGUUGUUUUGUAUUCCCUGUGACAGAGAAGGUGCACGGGAACCAGCCUAUGGUUACUGCAAGAGCUGCCAAGAACACCUUUGUGAAACUUGUUUCAAACAUCACAGGAAGCCCGCACCUUUACGCAACCAUGUACUUCUUGACAAAGACUCCAUGCCAACAACACCCAGCGUAUCAAACCCGAAAGACGAUUUCGAAAGUUGUCAUGAGCACGAAGACAGGAAUUUGGAGUUUUACUGCAGAGAUCACAGCACUGUUGUAUGUGGUAUCUGCGUUACGUUGGAUCAUAGGGUUUGUAAGGUUGAAUACAUUCCAAAACUUUCUAAGAACAUAUUAGACGAUGGCGAGCUGGAGGAACUGAUAGCAGAAAUGGAAACCUUGAGGGACAAUUGUAAAUCAAGAAAUAAGAAAGCAAAAGAACAUAUGAGGGGUAUAACCCAAAAUCAUGAAGACGUAUUGAAAGAAAUUCGACAAUUCAGAAAAGAAAUAAAUAGAUGCGUUGAUGAAAUGGAACUGAAUGUUACCAGAGAAGCUGCAAAUCUGAUAAAUGCGCAACUAGAAAGUUUUGGGAGAUUGUCUACCUACCUAGAAGACAUCAUAAAGGAGGUUGAAGUUAGCCAGGCAUACCUUGAUGGCCUUGUGAAGGGAAAUCGACUGGACAAACUUUUUGUUGAAAUGAAAAAAGCGAACACGAGAUUCACAGAACUUGCAGCAAAUGAAAGACAAGCUUACAAGAAUAGCGAGUUACGUAAUCUGGAGUUUGUUAAAAACCAGGUGAUCACUGAAAUGCUCCAAAGCCAAACGCAGUUGGGAAAGCUUAUAUCCGUGGAUACCACAGCAGAUACUGUAGUACCGACAGAGGACAAGACAGUAGUACUACAACAUGUUGGUGAAAUUAAUGUUAUUUCUCCUUCAGACGAAAAGGAAAAUGGGAUAACUGGGAUAGACACGAUACAACCGGAUAGAAUAGUUGUCUGUGAUUCGCAUAAUAAGAAAAUUAAAUGUUAUAAUACCAUGACGAACAAGAUUGUGUCUGAGCUAAGGUUUGAUAAUCUUCCGUUUGACGUAGCAGUUAUUACAGACAACAAAAUUGUUACAACAGUCCCCACAGAAAAAAGCAUCUACUUUGUCUCUCUUACAAACACUAGCAUUAAUUCCGAUAGGAAGGUAAAUGUCAAUGAAACAUGCAAUGGUAUUGCUUACAGUCAGAAUAAACUUGUUGUAGUAUGUAAUUACAAUCCAGCGAAAAUGUUAAUCGUCGACUUAAAUGGCAAAAUACUACAGAGUUUUUGUGCAAAUAAACUUUUCACUCUUCCUUUCUACUUAACAGUAAAUACAGAUGGAACGUAUAUAUACGUAAGUGACCGUGGUUAUAAUAUUAAAAGUGUAAAACAACUGGAUUGGCAGGGGAACACUGUAAAUAUCUAUCAAGCAUCAAAUGGAGGUACUUUCCUAAACGGAAUUUGUGAAUUAGAUGAUGGCACAUUCCUGAUUUGUCUGAGUAUAAAUGAUAAAGAUAACGUGAUUAGAAUGACAAGUAGCUUCAAACAAUGUAAGAUAACAUGGAAAGAGAACCUUGGGGACUGGUUCCCAAAGGCUGUUACCUAUUGCAAGAAAACUAAAACGGCAUUUGUAUCAUAUUCUGAAGGAAACUUUACUGGUCCAUUCAACCGCAUAAAAGUAUUCAAAGUGGGUUGGUGUUGAAAACAGAAACGAUCCGCAUAAAUUUACACUCAACAGUGGUAGUCUAACAUGAUUACUUUAGUUUUGCUGAAUACGCUGUAUGUAUUCUAAAUAUCAAAUUCACUGAUUACCCAGGUUUUCGUGCUGUUUGCGGUAUGUGUCAUGAAUAUGUUACUUGCUGAGUACUCGGGUUUUUGCUACUUUUGAUAUUUUUGUAAUGAAUGUGUUACUUUCUGAGCACCCUGGGUUUUCGGUUGCAUUCGGUCAUUAUAAUGAAUGAGUUAAUUGCUGAGUACUCGGGUUUUGCUUCAUUCUGUAUUUGUAGCAAAUGAGUUACUUGUUGAGCACUCGGGGUGUUUGCUGCAUGCGAUAUUUGUAGUGAAUGAGUUACUUGCUGUGUACUUGGGUUUUCGCUGCUUUCGUCAAGUGUCACCCACUUCAAGUAGUGUUCAUUUUAACAGAUCUUCCUUAUAUCAGAUUUCCGACAUUCUGCAAGUAAAAUGAUCAAAGAAUCAAUGGACGGAUCCAAAACUGUCAAUCAUUUAUGUUUACGGACUGUCAAAUACGAGCGACCUAGUUUACACAAUAGACCACGUGCGUUUUGUUUGUGAUACCGCUUGUGAGGACUUGACCUUGGUAUGAAUUAAAUUACAAUAGAGGGAGGAGUUAGAUAAAAUGUAUCCUCAAAAACUGGAACUGUCCAUAGCUCGUUGCGAUAGAGCAGCAAUUUCAUGCAUAUUUCAAGCUUUAUUUGCGGAUAGUUUUUUUCAUGACUACACAUUACUAACAUGUACAUUUAACAAAAUUUCUAACUGAUCACUUUUAAGUUUGAUUUUUUUAUUUCAGAUGAUGCACUUUCCUAUAUGUAUAUAACAUUAGUUUUUCUGGUGUACGAGUUAUCUCUUAUUGCUCUAAAACUGCUCAUAGUCCGUACAGAACAUUGUAAUAUAAAGGAAAUCAGUUAUUCAGUUAGGAAAACGUAAUAUUUUACUAUAACUUUACUUUGAUGUUCCAACAGAGCACUUCGAAAAAAUCCUACAUUUUGACAUUAUACAACUUUUAUACAAGAAGUUAAAAUUUCAGUUGAUGUACCGCAAAAGCUGAUGUUUAACAUGUUUAAAUGAAUGUUUCUAUCAAAACUAAAGCUGUAUGAAAAGAACUGUAUUAAGCAGUUAAAAUAUUGAUUAGUGUUUUAUUUAGAUCGUUAGAUAAUUUGUCAUACAAAU
Molecule: messenger RNA, 3159 nt
Organism: Mercenaria mercenaria
Lineage: Eukaryota; Metazoa; Mollusca; Bivalvia; Venerida; Veneridae
Exons: 2
Coding region: 179-1954 (591 amino acids)
Molecular function (GO): zinc ion binding; protein binding
Source: RefSeq, a predicted model, not a curated record